UUUUAUUUAUGAGCGGAAGAAAAGCAGUUCUAUUCUCAAGUGGUGCAGACAUUGACGUUCCAACAUAUGAACGCAGCGAUGUUUAUCAAUGAGGAAGAGGUGAAAUCCGUUCUGAACUGGGACGAUACAUUGGAAGCGACCGAAACCGCUCUGAGGGCCACUUCUGAGCGAAAGUCCGUCCAACCGCCUCGAGUGUUUGCGCAAAUUUUUAACACUCCCAAGUGGAUGAUCGCGAUGCCCGGAUAUCUGGAAGAUUCGAGGUUUGGCGGCUGGGCAUGUAAAAUUCUGUCUGGAAACCCGCAAAAUGUUCAUUCUCCAACCAUGAGCGCCAACAUCGUCCUUUACGAUGAAGAUUCGGGAGUGCUAAAAGCGGUGCUGUCCGCUAUUGAAAUAACCAGCUGGAGAACAGCUGCAGCUUCAGCAGUCGCCACCAAACACUUACAUGUUCGUACAGGAAAACCGCAGAAAAUUCUAGCGAUUUUUGGAUGCGGUGACCAGGGCAAAGCCCAUGCGAACUGUUUUUAUCAUUGCUUUAACUUCGAAGAGAUCCGGUUGUGGAACCGAACCCAUCAAAAGGCCGCAAAUCUAGCUGCGGAACUGAACAAUAAAUAUCACACAUUGAAAUUUAGGGCUUUUGAAGGAAAUGAAAGUUGCGCUAGAGAUGCGGAUGUGAUUGUGACCGCCACCUCGCCAGGUCCAGUUCCGAUAGUUCGAUCCGAAUGGCUUAAAGCUGGAGUGCACAUCAACGCAAUUGGCGUUGUAACUUCCAAAGGGGAAGACAAACGGUACGAAUUGAGUGCGGAAACUUAUAAAAAUGCCGCUGUUUAUGUGGAUAGUUGGGAAGGUGCCAACAAAGAACUAACAGGACUGUUGGAGUUUGGGGCUGAAAUGAAGGCGGAAAUUGGGGAUGUAAUUUUGGGCAAUGUCCAAAGUGGAAACAAGGAUCGGUCAAUCUUCCAGAGUUUGGGUAUGGCGGCGGAAGAUUGCGCCAUGGCCCGAUUGGUGUAUGAUUUACACAAGCGCAAGCAAACAAAGGUUUUGUAAAACCAACAAAUUAAUUAAAUAAAUAUUGAAGCAAA
This is a messenger RNA of Dendroctonus ponderosae (mountain pine beetle), 1079 nucleotides long. RefSeq names its product ketimine reductase mu-crystallin. The transcript has 6 exons. NCBI's taxonomy places the organism in Eukaryota, Metazoa, Arthropoda, Insecta, Coleoptera, Curculionidae. Gene Ontology annotation, molecular function: hormone binding. The record is from RefSeq and is a predicted model, not a curated record. The coding region runs from base 67 to 1044 and encodes 325 amino acids. Gene Ontology annotation, cellular component: cytoplasm.